Trichoderma reesei QM6a is the source of this 1239-nucleotide messenger RNA. RefSeq lists its product as uncharacterized. NCBI's taxonomy places the organism in Eukaryota, Fungi, Ascomycota, Sordariomycetes, Hypocreales, Hypocreaceae. The record is from RefSeq and is a predicted model, not a curated record. The coding region runs from base 220 to 1239 and encodes 339 amino acids. Gene Ontology annotation, biological process: canonical NF-kappaB signal transduction. The transcript has a single exon.
GGUCCCUAUUUUGCCCUUGUGUGUGCUUGUUCUUUCAUUGUGUCUUUUCUUUUCCAUCAUCUCUUACCCAGUCGACGUCAACUCCCAGCAGUAGAGUCGCAAUCUCAACCUCAACCUCAACACCUACUUCCAUCAAACUUCAAAGAAGCGACAUCGCGAGUUGCAAGUUGAGCAGCGCAAGCUUUGGCUGAGGCAGCCUCAGCUCGCAGAUGAUGAACCAUGAACCCUGAGCCGGCGUCUCCCAAGAGGCGGCACAUUCUUUCAUCCAUCAACCCGCAGCAGUCGUCAGACAAGGAGCAAAGAGAGGCGACGACACCGCGAGAUGACGUCAAGCCAGCAGCCUCUGCCGAUGGCGACGAUGCGAAUGCGGAUGCGACAAGGCCGCGGCGGUCUCGCCUGAGGCUCAAGGGCGAGAAGAAGCGCCGUCAUCGCUCUCGCAGCGAUGAGCGCGACGCUGAAUCCGGGCGUCAUCGGCAUCACCAUCAUCACCGGCAUCGCCAUCGCCGGCGACGAGAGCGCUCUCCCACGCCGCCUAAUCCCUAUGAUCCGCCGCCUCUGGAUCCAGAUGCUGCGUUUCGCGAGUCGCUCUUUGACGCCAUGGCCGAUGACGAGGGCGCCGCGUAUUGGGAAGGGGUCUACGGCCAGCCCAUCCACGUCUACUCAGACGAGAAAGUCGGGCCGAUGGGCGAGCUUGAGAAGAUGACGGACGAAGAGUACGCGGCGUAUGUUCGUCAAAAGAUGUGGGAGAAGACGAAUGCCGGUUUACUGGAAGAGAGGGCGAGGCGCGAGGAGGAGCGCAAGAGGAAGAAGGAAGAAGAGCAGCAGCGAAGUAAAGAGGAGCGAAAGAAUCGCAAGCUGCGGGAUGAAAUGGAGGCCAGUCUGCGCAGGGCCGAGGAACGACGGCGGUCACGGCGAUGGGCCGAUGCAUGGGACGCGUACACGAAGGCGUGGGCUGCCUGGGAUGGUUCCCUGGAGAAGCUUGCCUGGCCGGUGCUGAGCGGGCAGCGGAAGGAUGUCACUGAGGAGGCUGUUCGGGAGUUUUUCUUGCAUGGCAUUGGCUUGGAGGAGGUUGGGGAGCAGCAGUUUGCUGCCAAGCUCAAGGAGGAGCGUGUGCGUUGGCAUCCCGACAAGAUGCAGCAGAGACUGGGCGGACAGGGAGGCAGCGAUGUCCUCAAAGAUGUGACGGCCAUCUUCCAGAUGGUGGAUAAGCUUUGGGGGCAAAUGAGGAAAAAGACUUGA